Molecule: messenger RNA, 2033 nt
Organism: Monodelphis domestica (gray short-tailed opossum)
Lineage: Eukaryota; Metazoa; Chordata; Mammalia; Didelphimorphia; Didelphidae
Gene: NKAIN4
Product: sodium/potassium transporting ATPase interacting 4
Biological process (GO): regulation of sodium ion transport
Source: RefSeq, a predicted model, not a curated record
GAAAGAAACAAUGUUAUUAUAAUUGAAUACAUAAUUCUCUAAAUUCUAUCUCCAAGAAAUGAUUACAGUAACCAUACAAUAAACCUCCUUGAAAAAAAUCAAACAUCUAAAAGAUAAGCAAACUUACCUUAUGUACAAUGCUAUUAAGAACUUAUUUACACACACCCAUGAAGAUAUACAUAUGCAAAUAUUACUCCCAUGCAUGAAGAUAAACACAUACAAAGAUUACUUACAUGCAUGAAGAUGUAUACAUAUAAAGCUUACUCUCAUGCACGAAGAUAUACACAUGUAAUGCUUACUCACACACAUGAAGAAUUAUUGAUAAAUUCUCACAAGCAUUCAUGAAGAUUUCACCUUACUUCCAUGCAAAUGUAAAUUUCACUCUUACAUGCAUGCACACAUAAAAACCUUACAUACAUACAUGUUUGUGUUUGUUCCCAUGUGUUCCUGGUUCCUGAUUAUUCCAGUGGAUCCUGAUUUGAAGAACACAAGAAAGUGAUAGAAGACAGAAGAGUGGCAAGCAACAUAAAAGGACAUAGAAGGGCUUUGAAAUUUUGGAACUUUUGAUCAUGAGGAUAUGUAAGAAUGCAUCAUACAUGUUAACAUCAUGUAUAUGCAUGCACGUGCUACAUAGAAUUACACUUUAGGAAGAUGUCUCAUGGAAUGGAUUGCUGCAUUAGAGAGACAAGUAUUUGAUUUCCUGGGAUAUCAAUGGGCUCCCAUCCUGGCCAAUUUCCUUCACAUCAUAAUUGUCAUCCUGGGCCUCUUUGGAACCAUUCAGUAUAGACCUCGAUACAUUGUGGUGUAUGCAGUGUGGACAGCCAUCUGGGUCACUUGGAACAUCUUCAUUAUCUGUUUUUACUUGGAGGUGGGAGGACUUUCGAAGGACAGUGAGCUUCUGACUUUUAAUAUCUCCCAGCACCAAUCGUGGUGGAGUGAGAAUGGACCAGGCUGUGUCCGGAAGGAAGCCCCAGUGGCUGGGAUCACAGGCUUGGACAGCCAGUCCUACAUCUCUGUGAUUGGCUGUACACUGGAGUAUCGGUACAUUGAGGUCAUGCACAGCUCCUUCCAGAUCCUGCUGGCGCUGGUGGGCUUUGUGUAUGCCUGUUACGUGGUCAGUGUCUUCACAGAGGAAGAAGAUAGCUUUGAUUUCAUUGGUGGAUUUGAUCCAUUUCCUCUCUACCAUGUCAAUGAAAAGCCCUCCAACCUAUUGUUCAAGCAGACAUACCUGCCUGCGUAAGUGAAGAAGAGGACACUGCACCAGUGCUCAGUAAAGAGGGUCCUUUUCUACCACAUGGAGACCCUGGUCUGAAGAAAUUCAUCCCAUCUUAUUCCUUAACACAAUGAAUGUACUUACUACUCAUGGCUGGGCCAUUUCCGUUCUGAGUCUGAGCAUCCCGAUGAUCCGCAUCCCCAUCCCAAGUGUCCUAGGAUCCUGGGCCUUUAACAUGCCUUGCCUCUGGCCUAGUUUCAAAAACUAAAGCCUGGAAAGUCCCACCUCUUCCCCCCAAACUCCUGCCCAUAUGUGGUCCCCUGGCCCACAGAGACAGAGGCAUGGCCAUGACCCAGCUGCAGAUGCCUACUUUUUUUUGUAAUUUUCUUUAAAAAAAAACAAAACAAAACAAAAACAAAAAUCACAAUAUAUGUGUUCACAGCUGCUCCCACCCCAUGGUUCAUGUCACAUGGGAUAUUACUUGCAUUAGUGAAGCAAAGUUGGUGAACUUGUAUAUUGUAGUGAUUCCUCCUGCUACCCCCAGCCUAGGUUGGCCUUUGGGUUAGGUACAAGACGUACCCCGGGCCUCUGUGAUGAAUUUGUUAUCCUUAUUCCAUGAUAUCAGAGCAGCGAGUCCUGAGCUAAAAGUGAGAGAGUUUGUCAAUGGAAAGUGGGGUAAUGAAAGAGAUGGCCAAGACAGGGGAGGCAUAUGUAUAUAUAUAUAUAUAUAUAUAAAAUAUGUAUGUACACACAGUUAAUGGAGCAUUCUUCAUGAGCCAUGGUAAUUGAGUGAACAAUUAAAUUCAAUAACCAUAUGCCA